CUGGAUUGAUUAUAUGGGUCAUCCAUCCAAAGGGCUCACCGGCGCCGUUGUCGCUGUCUAUAUUGCUGGUGAGGCUCUCGGAGCUCUGACUCAGACUGUUGUGGGCGAUCGACUAGGCCGUCUGAGGUUUAUGCAAGCUCUUUGCGUGGUUGUAACUAUUGGUACUGUGAUACAGACGGCGAGCGUCAACAUUGGCAUGUUCCUUGCUGGUCGAGUUCUGGCUGGCUAUGCUGUCGGGCAAAUCUCUUCGCCACAACACAGAGGCCUCAUUGGAGGUAUAUCCGGCUGCGGCAUCGCUUUCGGGACCAUGGUACGCACAUAUAUCCCCCAAAUAUCACAUCCCAACCAUCUAAACGCACACAACCCAGNNAUGUCCAAUUGGGUCGGCUUUGCCUGCAGCUACGCCUCCUACGGUCCCACACAAUGGCGCCUACCCCUCGGCAUGCAAGUCCCCUGGGGCGUAAUCCUUUUCUGCGGGCUUGCAACAUUCAUGCCCGAUUCCCCUCGCCAAUUGCUGCGUAUCGGCAAAGUCGACGAUGCCAGAAGAGAGUUUCUGAAGAUACGCAGGGAUUUGGGGGGACAAGCUGCGGGUCAAGAGUUUGCGUUGAUGAAGGCGCAGAUUGAGUAUGAGGUUGAGAGGGAAGUCAAGAGUUACAAGGAGAUUUUCCGAUUGUUUAGGCAUCGAGCUUUUACGAUGACUAGUUUGACUGGUGUCAAUGUCAUCCAGAUCCUAGCUCUGGCAGGUGUAUACGGCACUGUGGCAUUCCUCUCAAACGCCAUCACAACCACCUUCCUCACCGAUCAAUGGGGACGUCGAAAAAUGAUACUUACGGGUUUGGCAGGCAUAGUCAUCGUAGAGAUCUAUGCCGCAGUCAUGCAACGCCAAUUCCAAAACACGGAUAAUCAAGUUGGCAAAGGGUUUGCCAUCCUGGGCAUCUACCUUUUCGUCGUGACUUACUCUCUGAGAAGCCGCGUCAUGGGUUUGGCAGCAGCAUCACACUUCAUCGUCAAUGUCGGCAUUACCGAAGCAGGACCUAGUGCCUUUUCUCAUCCUGCUCCCUCUUCUUCUUUAGAAACCAGACGCAAAACAUUGGAAGAAAUCGCCGCUGCAUUCGGCGACAAGGUAGUAACUUUGACGGAGAGGGAACUGGCCAUCGAAGAAACCAUCGCAGAGGACAAGAUUGUGGCGCAGCAUGUCGAGGACGUGUAUGAGGUG
Molecule: messenger RNA, 1216 nt
Organism: Aureobasidium vineae
Lineage: Eukaryota; Fungi; Ascomycota; Dothideomycetes; Dothideales; Saccotheciaceae
Source: the annotation of a GenBank genome assembly